GAAGGCGGCUUCGCUGAGGUAAAAAAGCCGCGGCUGAGGAGGGGAGAAGGCGGCCGCUUUCCCUCCCUCACGCCGGCUGGGAGCUAGGCGGACGCGGAAGAGACCCUGAGGAGCAGCUGAGAUCGGGCGGGCAUGGCUCAGGCUGAAAGAAGUCGAGAAGAUCUACAACAGCCAAUGGAAGAAGCUCUUAGCUCGGACAUCAGCUAUUUAAGUUGAAUGCAUUGUGAUUUCCAGUAAUUGAGACAGUGAUUCUGAAAGCUGUCCACAUUAAUGAAAAGAGCAAUGUAGUCAGCUUAACUGAAUCAUCAGUGUUGCCUUUUGACUAAAGCACGACCAAUCCUCUCUGGAGAGACUUCUGCAUGUGAGGAUCAUAGAUUCCUACAACCCUUUCGUUUAAAACUUGAUGGGUUUAUUUUAUUUCCCCCCUUCCCCUUUGGGUAAGUUUUAGCAAUGGAGAAUUGUGAAAACACACCUCCCCUUCCAAAAGAGCCAGCCAGCAAUGAAAUGAACAUGGAGAACCCUUCUUGUCCCCCACCACUGCCACCCAACGAACAGCCUCCACCACCUCCCCUGCAAACGUCCAGUGACGCAGAGGUAAUGGACGUUAGCUUCGGUGGUGAUGGACAGUCAGAUACCCCUGCUGGGGACGCCCACGCUGGCAAUGGGAUUCAGCUUCUCACCAAGGGAUCUCCGUGCUACCAAAGUCAUCUUAUCAUAGAUCCUCAUAGCAACCAAAGCCCAAGAACUGCUCGCCAUGCACCCUCGGUUAGGAAGUUCAUUCCCGAUCUUAAGUUGCUUAAGGAUGUAAAGAUUAGCGUUAACUUUACAGAGAGCUGCAGAAGUAAAGACAGAAAAGUGCUAUACACUGGAGCUGAGCCAGAUUAUGAGGCAGGGGCAGAUGUAGGGAUUCGCGGUGUCAAUGGGGAUGUGCAUGCUUGCCCUCUUGGUGGUAGUAGUGGCGGCCCGGCAGCUCAGGUAGCCGGCAAAAAGGAGGAGACCAAGGAUGAGGACAACGAGGUAGAUCAGGAAAAGCGAGUGGAAUAUGCAGUGUUGGAUGAUUUAGAAGAGUUUACAGACAAUUUGAUGGAAAUAGAUGAAGAAGGAGGGUUUGCAUCUAAGGCGAUCGUUCAGCAGGACAAAGUGGACGAAGAAACCUUGCACUAUUCUUACGAGGAUGAAUUUGAUAAUGAUGUGGACGCUUUGCUGGAAGAGGGACUUUGCGUUCCCAAAAAAAGGAGGAUGGACGAGAAAUAUGGAGGGGAAAGCGACCAUCAGUCCGAUGGAGAAACCACUGUGCAGCCCAUGAUGACCAAAAUAAAAACUGUUCUUAAAAGUCGUGGUCGCCCUCCUACAGAACCGUUGCCUGAUGGAUGGAUCAUGACAUUCCACAACUCGGGCAUCCCAGUGUACCUACACAGAGAGUCUCGUGUGGUCACCUGGUCCAGACCUUAUUUCUUGGGAACAGGAAGCAUCCGAAAACAUGACCCUCCUCUGAGUAGCAUUCCUUGUUUGCAUUACAAAAAAAUGAGAGAAAACGAGGAAAGGGAACAAAGCAAUGACAUCACCCCAAACGGGGAAGUUUCACCCGUAAAGCUGAUGGACAAAUCCCUUGAACUGGAUUGUCAAACAGAGGAGCCGGACUCUACUGCAGCCGAUUCCGGAACGUUGGAUGAGAAAGAUCCAUCUGGGGGAGAUGCAGCCCAAGGAGCUUUGGGACAAGUGAAGGCCAAAGUUGAAGUGUGUAAAGAUGAAUCAGUAGAUAUUGAGGAUUUCCGACACUACCUGGAGAAAUGCUUCGAUUUUGAGCAAGUCACGGUGAAGAAGUUCCGAACGUGGGCGGAGAGGCGGCAGUUCAACCGGGAGAUGAAGAGGAAGCAAGCGGAGUCAGAGAGGCCCAUUUUGCCAGCCAAUCAGAAACUCAUUACAUUGUCUGUCCAAGAUGCGCCCACAAAGAAAGAGUUUGUUAUUAAUCCCAAUGGGAAGUCUGAAGUUUGUAUCCUUCAUGAAUAUAUGCAACGAGUGCUGAAAGUACGGCCUGUUUACAAUUUCUUUGAAUGUGAGAACCCAAGUGAGCCUUUUGGAGCAUCAGUUAUUAUUGAUGGAGUGACUUAUGGGGCAGGGACUGCCAGUAGCAAAAAACUUGCCAAGAAUAAAGCUGCACGAGCUACUCUGGAAAUCCUCAUCCCUGAUUUUGUGAAGCAAACCUCUGAGGAGAAGCCCAAAGAUAGUGAGGAAUUAGAGUAUUUUAACCAUAUCAGUAUCGAGGAUUCGCGGGUAUACGAACUGACCAGUAAAGCUGGACUCCUGUCUCCGUAUCAGAUUCUUCAUGAGUGCCUUAAAAGAAAUCAUGGCAUGGGUGAUACAUCCAUAAAAUUUGAAGUGAUUCCUGGCAAAAAUCAGAAGAGUGAAUAUGUUAUGACUUGUGGGAAGCAUACUGUGCGGGGGUGGUGUAAGAACAAAAGAGUUGGAAAACAACUGGCUUCCCAGAAAAUCCUUCAGCUGCUUCACCCACAUGUGAAAAACUGGGGGUCUUUAUUGCGUAUGUACGGCAGAGAAAGCAGUAAGAUGGUUAAGCAGGAAACAUCUGACAAAAGCGUGAUAGAGCUUCAGCAGUAUGCCAAAAAGAACAAGCCUAAUCUGCACAUUCUAAACAAGUUACAAGAGGAAAUGAGAAAAUUGGCACAAGAAAGGGAGGAAACACGAAAGAAACCCAAGAUGACAAUUGUAGAAUCUGCUCAGCCCGGCAGUGAGCCUCUUUGUACUGUGGAUGUGUAAUGAGAAAAAUUUAGGAAUUGGAGCAAUAAAGCAAGUGGCGAAAGUUA
Thamnophis sirtalis is the source of this 2822-nucleotide messenger RNA. RefSeq names its product DGCR8 microprocessor complex subunit (gene DGCR8). The record is from RefSeq and is a predicted model, not a curated record. Gene Ontology annotation, cellular component: microprocessor complex. Gene Ontology annotation, biological process: primary miRNA processing. Lineage: Eukaryota; Metazoa; Chordata; Lepidosauria; Squamata; Natricidae. Gene Ontology annotation, molecular function: identical protein binding; double-stranded RNA binding; primary miRNA binding.